AUGGCGGGGGGGGGGUAUUUUUGUGGGGGACCGGAAAAUCCCUGCUUAGGAGCGUUAGUCAACUUCUCAAAGCAGAUACCUGACCCGCGAGAUUUGCGGCGUACUGCACAGCUGGUAGAAUGCUUGAAAAAUUUUAACCUAUUCGAAACCGACGAGGAAAUGCAUGCAAGGAUCGAGGUUCUUCGCAAACUCAACUCAUUAGUGAAAAAUUGGGUGCGAAAGGUGUCGGAGUCUAAGCUUCCUGCUGAAAUGUGUGAAAAUGUUGGUGGGAAGUUAUUCACUUUUGGAUCAUAUAGAUUAGGAGGCGCUGAUAUUGAUACGCUUUGUGUAGCACCUAGGCAUGUUGACCGGUCGGAUUUCUUUGGCUCAUUCUACGACAUGCUCAAAGCAGAUGAUAAUGUUACUGAUCUACACGCCGUCGAAGAUGCAUUCGUCCCCGUCAUUAAGCUCAAAUACGCUGGCAUUGAGCUUGAUAUCCUUUUUGCGAGAUUAGCUUUAAAGGAAGUGCCUGAUGAUCAAACCUUGAAUGACGACAUGCUUCUCAAGAAUCUGGACGAUAAGAGCAUCAGAUCAUUAAACGGUUGUCGAGUAGCCGAUGAAAUAUUGCGCUUAGUGCCAUAUCCUGAAGCAUUUGCAUUGUGUCUGCGGGCCGUUAAGUUGUGGGCGAAGAACCAUGGCAUCUACUCAAAUGUUCUUGGAUUUCUCGGAGGUGUUACAUGGGCAAUAUUGGUAGCACGAACAUGUCAGUUGUAUCCCAAUGCUUCGCCUUCUAAAUUGCUCCUCAAAUUUUUUCUAGUGUUCGUUACAUGGGAGUGGCCCCUUCCUGUUGUUUUGAAAGACAUGGAUACCACUUGUCGGCCUGAUAUUGGCAACCUCCAAGAUUUAGUAUGGGACCCUCGAAUUCGUGGAUCCGACAGGUUUCAUCUCAUGCCCAUUCUAACUCCUGCUUUUCCUGAACAAAAUUCCACAUUCAAUGUCACGAAUUCAACGAGGAGCAUAAUGAUUAGCGAAAUGAAAGAAGGACUUGAAAUAAUGAAGGACAUUUACGAAGGUCGAGCAGAAUGGUCAAAACUUUUCGAGGAAGUAAAUUUCUUCACAAGAUAUAAGCACUUCAUUUCUCUGACUUGUGCAGCAAGAACAGAAGAGGAUCACUUGAUCUUUUGCGGUUUCGUGGAAUCAAAAAUCCGACAUUUAAUUGGUGCCCUUGAAAGGAAUCAAGGCAUUUCAUUAGCUCAUAUUAAUCCUCGGCAGUACAAGCCACUACCUACUGCUGUUCCUUCAUUCGGUCCUGGAUAUGAGAACCCAGUUUGCACAUUGUGGUUCAUCGGCUUGGAAUUUGAUCGUGCAAUGGCGAAAGCAUUCGAUUUGACUGUGGAAAUCAGCCAGUUCCAUCACAUAAUUGUAACGACUGGCAUUAAAAUGAAGAAUUACAAUGAUGGAAUGAAGGUUGAUCUGCAAUAUGUUCGGAGGGCCGAUGUUGGGGCAAUGGAUUUCCCGAAAGAGGAUUACAUGCGUGGUCGUCAUGCUGUUAGACGCACGAUUGCUCGAACGUCGUCUGGGACGGGCUCAAGUUCUAAUUUGGCUCGCAUGACCUCUGCAUCGACUGAGAAUUUGAAUAUCGCCACCAACUCAUCUUCCUCAUCAGAAAACCAACAAGCUGCGGUCAAUUCUUCAAGUGAAACACAGUGUGAAACAAUUGAAUCCAUUCAAAAGAGCGCGUCUACUCCAGAG
Ostertagia ostertagi is the source of this 1731-nucleotide messenger RNA. NCBI's taxonomy places the organism in Eukaryota, Metazoa, Nematoda, Chromadorea, Rhabditida, Trichostrongylidae. The record is from the annotation of a GenBank genome assembly.